AUGAUUCGCAGCCUAUAUAAUUUUUCACUGCUAGGCAGCGUUGUAGCUUAUCUUUGUCUUGGUUCCUUUCGUUUAUCUUGGUUGUUUGGAGUCUAUAUGUUGCGUGCUCGAAUACCGAGUCUCUUGCGCUCACUUUCCUCGAUAGCGCCCUCUUCAACGAUUAAGCACAGCUUCGAAUCGGUUGAGAGAGAGCUCCAGAGCCCCACCCCAAAUUGGAACAUUGUUGAGGAUUUCCUCUCGAAGAAACUUGCCAAAGAAUCGCUAGAGGACUUUCGAAUAGUGGAAAAUAAGGUAAAAGAAAGAUCAUCUGGUGGAACUCCUCCAAGUAUCUACCAAUUGCUCAUCAGGGCCUGCUACAAAGAGAAGAGGGUCGGCGAUGCGGUAGACUUAUACAUAAAGGUAGCCUCAAUGAACUCUGUAGUCUCAGGAGCUUCUGCUCCCGCUCCUGCUCCUGCUUCCUCAUCUUCUUCGGUGGAGAAAGUCGUACACAUAGAUAAAUUCAACCACGAGAGGAUAAUAAACUACCUUUUGAAGGCAAUAUCACAUUCUAAUGACUUCAUAGACCUCUUCAAAUUGAAAGUGCUAUGGGAAAACUUCAUAUACAUAAACACCAAAGCUCCCAAUACCGAGCUCUUAUACUUUGCAUCUUUCAUAAACAUACUACUAAACACUGGCCAAAUAGAAAUGGCCCUAGAUAAAUUCAAACUCUCGUAUAAUUCCUUGCUGAUGGACGAUAGCCACUCCAAUGAUUCUAUUUUGAAGGUUUUCCCCACGAUACGAAUAUUAGAUCAGCUAUCUGCUGAUGGGAAUUUCGACGAAAUGUACAACAUACUUCAAAUGAUACUUGGAGAGGAAGGAAACUAUGAGGUAGUUCCCUUGGACCAUUGGUUCGUCUAUUUGAGCAAUGGUCUAUCCAAGAAUCAUUACAACUUGGUGAAGUUGAUAUAUGACACAGUCAUAAUGGGGGGAUACGAAGAAGGAGAGAUAACCACGGAAAGCGCUCUUUUCUCCCCUUCGCAUGAAUUAAUGUCCACGGACAAGUUCUUGAUCAUGAAUUCUUUGACUGACGAGUUGACACUACAGAUCCUUCAUACCUUUUCUCUGAAUGGCGAUGUUCCCCUGACACUAUCGCUCAUAGAAUCACAUUUCAUACACAAGAAGUUGAAGGGUGAGAGGGCACUUACAAGGGAGUUGUGCGUUUGUAUAGUCAAAGCAUAUUGCUUUAGUGACGAAUUACAAGAGAAUUGGCCCGAGGUUACACUUGAUAACCAAGUAACGCCUUCUCCAAUUGACCACAGUGUAGAAAGAGUCUUGGAUGUAUUGGAUGAGUUCAUUAGAAAGCUCGAAAAGGAAGAAAAGGGAAAGAUCAGUUAUAAAGAUAUAAGUGACUGCAUGAGUUUCAAGUUCAAGAACUUUAAAAUUCUCGACUCUAAAAUUGAAGCUAAGAGGACAGGAAUAGCCAAAUCGAGUAAAGAGACGGAUUUUGUAGAUAACGAGAAGCUAUCGAAUCCAAACAUUGAGUCUUCAGCACAGGGAAACGUACUUGCAAACUUGGAUACUUUGACACUCUUCGUGCUCAAUCACAUUCAGCACCUUCAAGAUAAGAGAGCAUCGAUUAGUACUAUAAAGCUUUUUGUUAACUGUCUCCUCAACCACGUGAACUUGUAUCAGAAUUUGUCAGGAGUAGUGAGAGUUUUAACUACCUUGCACAAGCAGAACAGCAGGCUAUUAGAUGAGUGGUUAGAUUCUGAUCUGAUAGACAUUAUACUCAACGCAACUUCCAAGAGUUCUGCUGGUAAGUACAUCUCAUAUGAACUAUUUAAGCACUUACGAAAGAGACAAACACUAAUUUCCUCACAACAAUAUGUUUGGUUGACGAAUUCUAUACUAAGGGACGACUUCCAUGAAUGCUUGCAGUUUUAUUUAUUCAACUAUUUGAAAGAUUGCGGUGUGGUAGACAACAAGAUGCUACUCCUCUUACGACAAUUACCCCCAGCUGCUGUCAAUAUGAAUGAUAAAACGAAAUCCUUGGUAGGCUUUAUGGAAACAAAUGCAAACCGUCCUGUAGAAGCAGAUGUUGUCAAUGACUUCUGGAGAGUGAAUGAACUAAAAGAGACAUUCCCAGAGCACAUCUCUGGAAAGGCUGUGCCAGAACUCGGCAGGAAAUAUCACAAGUAUAUUGAUGUGAGAGAUGUUGAGUACGUAAAGUAUAUAUUUGGAUAA
Dujonia railenensis is the source of this 2223-nucleotide messenger RNA. The record is from the annotation of a GenBank genome assembly. Lineage: Eukaryota; Fungi; Ascomycota; Pichiomycetes; Serinales; Debaryomycetaceae.